CGCGCCGCGCCCGCCUCCGUUUCAAACCCGAAAAUUUCCGCCGCCCCAAACAUUUCCCUCCUCGCCUCCGCGGUCCCAACCCAACAAAUCACCCCAGCCAUUUUGCUCCCCCGCCACCUCGAUUAGUCGCGCCAAUCCCCCAACCAAACCAACAAACCAACCUUCCUCCCCCCAAAUCCCAGGUCUCCCGCCCGCACCAACCGGCCGGCCACCUACCCCUCGCGAAACCCCAAUCGGCGGCCGCCUCCCUCAUCAUCCCAUGGCGGAGCAGGACGGCGCCGCGGGGCAGAGCCCGCCCGACUCCAUUCCGGGGAUCGGCGCUAAAAAUGGGGAGGAGAAUUGUGAGCAGCAUCAACCAUAUUUUUCCAUGUGCCAACCGCUUCGCUCUGUUAGCUAUUCAAAUUCGUGGGAAGGGGUUUGUUCUCCUGCUGCCAAUGAACAUGACCACAACAGUGGCUUGAAUUCAAUGGUUGAUGAACACAUGCUGAUUGCAUCUUGUUCCCCUGGAAACAAGCAACCUCAGUCUGAGAGCAUAUAUGAUCCAGUCGGUGGGGAAAGCAAGUCAUGCUCACCAUCUUUAAUUGACAAGGAAGCCGGUUUGGUUCAAGAUGGAAUGGACAUGGAACAAUCAAUGGAUGCCAUUGAUGUGCCAAAUGAAGAAACAAAUCAGCAGCCAGAACCCCUUAGCAUAGAGCAGCCUAAUUCAAAUCAAGAUGACAUGGGUUUACGGGGUGUCGAAGCUAAUCAGCAAUUGUUGCCCCUUAACAGCAACCAGUGCAACUCCAAUAUUGGUAUUGAACCUUGUGACAUGGAAGAUAAGCAAUUUCCUUUCUCAUUUUCUUAUAGAAGGAAACCCCAAUCUGUGGGAGCUGGUCUUAGCAAUAUGGGGAACACAUGCUUCCUAAAUGCAACUCUUCAGUGCAUCACACAUACAGUCCCACUUGUUCUCAAGCUUCGCUCAACUGAUCAUUCCACUCCAUGCUCAUAUAACAAAGAUUGGUUCUGUUCUUUCUGUGCCCUUAAAGAACAUGUUGAUGAAUCAAUUCGAAGGUCUGGAUCUGUUAUAAUGCCAGCGAAGUUCAGAGAUAAUUUAAGAAAGUUAUCUUCAGAUUUUAGACAAGGACAGCAAGAGGAUGCGCAUGAAUUCCUACGUUGCUUGCUUGAUAACUUGCAUAAGUGCACCCUUGAUCCCAGGUCAAAGGGCAAGGGUUCAUCUUUUGAUGAAGAAAGUAUGGUCAAGCAAGUUUUUGGAGGCCAACUGAAAAGUCAGUUGUCUUGCUGCGAGUGUGGUCACAGCUCUGAGUCAUUUGAGCCAUUCCUGGAUCUAAGCUUGGAGAUUGAUCAGGUUGAUCACCUUGUAGAUGCUUUGGAAUCUUUUACCAAGGUAGAGCAGAUUGGGGACUCUGAAGAGAAGCUCACCUGUGAAAGUUGCAACACUCAGGUUUGUAAGAAUAAGCAGCUUACACUUGAUAAAGCACCGGAUGUCAUUGCAUUUCAACUCAAGCGUUUCACCACCCUUGACAACUUCAUUGAAAAGAUCGACAAACAUGUGGUGUACCCUCCAGAGCUUGAUUUGAAGCCGUUCCACAGCAACCCAGACACUGCGGGGGAGCUGAAAUAUGAUCUUUAUGGUGUUGUUGAGCAUUCUGGCUUACCUAACUAUGGUCAUUAUGUGUGCACCAUUCGUUCUUCACCAAUCACUUGGCACUUGAUGAAUGACUCUCAUGUUGAUUCUAUUAAUGAUGCAAGUGCAUUAAACCAGGAAGCAUAUAUUCUCUUCUAUGUUAGGCAGGGCAAAUUUCCGUGGUUCUUGAGUCUGCUAGAGGGCAAGGAUGUCCAACAUGACGAGACUACUCGUGGUGCAUCUCCUGUGUCAGUUUUGAAUACUAUAGAUGCAAAUUGUUCAACAUCUUCCGGAGAAGGAAAUAGCAAUUGUUCUGGAGAUAAGUCAGAGAAAGAUGAAACCAGGCAUUGCAAAGAGCUAGAGAAAGAUGAAACCAGUCAAUACAAAUCAUCAUUCCUUCCUGGGGAGCCAUCUAAUAGAAGUCCGCUUGGUGCUUCCAACAGCAAUAAUAUAGAAGAUGAAAUCAAUCCAUGCAGAGUAUCUCUCCAAGAUGAUGCCUCUGUUAGACAUCUCCGUACAGUUGAGACUACUAAUCUGGAUAAACCCUCUACUCCAUGCCCCAAGCGACUGUUGUCUGAUAAUGAUCUUGGCCUGUUUGACUUUGAGUACUUCGAUGAUGAGGAGACUCCUUUGCUUCCGGAUCUGAAAUUGAAACCAAAGGUGAGGAAAGCUAUGUCUGCAUCUGCAUCUAAAGCUACGAAGGGCCCUUCCGUUGAUCAGAAUGCAACACGUUUGAUGAGGGGCAUGCCAGCCUCACGAAGAAAAGGUUUCCUGGACUGCAUGCUCACACAGCAAAAUGCAAAGCAGGAGUCUCGCAGAUGCCCCGCAAGUGACCCUCUGGACAAAAAGAAAAGGAAGUUGGUUCUUCAAUACUAGGUAUUUUCAAGUAAAGUUUGAGCGCAAAAUCUUGUAUUGCUGUAUAUCCUUUUUUGUGACUUUUUCGCUGUAUAUUUUGGUUUAGCAUCCAUGCUGUCCUCCAUUGCCUGCUAAUCUAAUUUGGCUGUCAUAGCUUUUAUGGCCGGCUAGAUUGAUUGCAGGGUAGAUUAGAUCUCAGUUAAUCUACUCUCUUUGCUUCCUUAUGUGACAUCGCACGCCUAUAGUAUGUGGGAUUUGCACCUGUAUCAGAUGUCCAUUUUGUUUAGUAGGUACCGUACCACUACUUGGACAGAACAGUGCUUAUCCUGUAUAUAAUUAACCCGGGAAAAGAAAUGGAAUAAAUUUUUAUUCCGAGUCUUCGUGUCACAGUUUGUUCAAUC
Phragmites australis (common reed) is the source of this 2880-nucleotide messenger RNA. RefSeq names its product ubiquitin carboxyl-terminal hydrolase 21-like. Lineage: Eukaryota; Viridiplantae; Streptophyta; Magnoliopsida; Poales; Poaceae. Gene Ontology annotation, molecular function: cysteine-type endopeptidase activity; cysteine-type deubiquitinase activity. The coding region runs from base 260 to 2500 and encodes 746 amino acids. Gene Ontology annotation, biological process: protein deubiquitination. The record is from RefSeq and is a predicted model, not a curated record. The transcript is spliced from 15 exons. Gene Ontology annotation, cellular component: cytosol; nucleus.